Molecule: messenger RNA, 327 nt
Organism: Trichobilharzia szidati
Lineage: Eukaryota; Metazoa; Platyhelminthes; Trematoda; Strigeidida; Schistosomatidae
Source: the annotation of a GenBank genome assembly
AUGAUUCUACUGUUCUGCGUCUUUUCUCUCCUCUCAGUGGAUGCAGCACCUAAAAAACACAGUCGUCAAGACGUUAAUCACCCAUCAGUAGAUCGAAUUUUCUCAAAAGUUAAAGAAGCUGAAUUGAAAGACACACUGAGCGUUGGUGUCAAAAUGAAUGAACCAGAUACACUAGUGAUAGCACCAGUACGAGGAUUUGAUAGGGGUCAUCAUCAACGCCGAAGACGACGUCAUAGACGUGGUAGACGUGGUGGUCGACGAAAUAGAAGAAGAUUUCAAAAAGGAUUAAACAAAAAACCACAUCUUGGCGGUUAUCCAAUGCAUUAA